UUACUGUCUUGUUAUCCAUUUAAUCAUCUCCAUGAUGUGUUCUUCUUAUCAUCCGGUUCUGAAUUCCCAGCUCCGUUUAUAUUCUUGCCCUGUAACCCAGUGUUGGUAGGAGCUCCGUUAGAUUAUCCAGUGAACCGAUCUAGACUUGGGAAUCCGGUGCUGCAUGGUCUUAAUUUCUGCCCAGAUUUGUAUGCGUAGCCAAGAUCUGGUGGGUUCAGACAGUGGAUUCUGAAGCACUUGGAACUGUAGAUGCUUUGCCCUUUGAUGUGUUCAUGCUAAGAGGGGAUCCAACAGAUUUAGGCCGUCGUGGUUCCUGACUCCUGAGCAGCAGCUAUUGUUGAGUUUUCGUGAUGCCUUCGGAUGAGGAAUUUGAGGAGUAUGCUGAAAAGGCGAAGACCUUGCCCGAUAGCACGAGCAAUGAGAACAAGCUGAUCCUCUACGGACUUUACAAGCAGGCCACUGUUGGAAACGUGAAUACCCCUCGUCCUGGCAUAUUACACCAGAGGGACAGGGCCAAGUGGGAUGCAUGGAAGGCUGUUGAAGGAAAAUCCAAGGAAGAGGCAAUGAGUGACUACAUCACCAAGGUGAAGCAGCUCCAGGAGGAGGCUGCCAACUGCUGAACCAAACAGCUGCUGUCAGAUGAGCUCCUAUGCCAUCUGAUGAUGAUGAAAGCUUGAUCAUUUGAUCCACUGGGGAUGUGAAAUAUGUACCUGUUUAUGUAUUGUUUACCUAAGUUUCCCAUCCAUCCAUCUAUCUAUCUGUGAAGACUUUAAUCUUCUAUUUAUGAUAUCUGUGCCUGUGUGAUACUGA
This is a messenger RNA of Panicum virgatum (switchgrass), 810 nucleotides long. Its product is annotated as acyl-CoA-binding domain-containing protein 1. The transcript has 4 exons. The record is from RefSeq and is a predicted model, not a curated record. Gene Ontology annotation, biological process: fatty acid metabolic process. Bases 351 to 620 code for a protein of 89 amino acids. Gene Ontology annotation, molecular function: fatty-acyl-CoA binding. NCBI's taxonomy places the organism in Eukaryota, Viridiplantae, Streptophyta, Magnoliopsida, Poales, Poaceae.